Molecule: messenger RNA, 2973 nt
Organism: Exserohilum turcica Et28A
Lineage: Eukaryota; Fungi; Ascomycota; Dothideomycetes; Pleosporales; Pleosporaceae
Exons: 2
Coding region: 6-2771 (921 amino acids)
Biological process (GO): protein catabolic process; protein targeting to peroxisome; protein quality control for misfolded or incompletely synthesized proteins
Cellular component (GO): peroxisomal matrix
Molecular function (GO): ATP-dependent peptidase activity; ATP binding; serine-type endopeptidase activity
Source: RefSeq, a predicted model, not a curated record
ACCUCAUGAUGGGCAAAGGCUCCUCCAAGACAAGCACUACGGUGCUCCCCCUCAUUCCCCUCGCGCCGCCCCUCGCCGUGCUCCCCGGCACCACGCUCAAGAUCCCGAUUGCCAAUCGCUCCGAUGUCGCGGCCAUUCUCGCAAAGAUAUACAGCAUCAGUCCCACGGCAAAGCCCGAUGCCGCCAUCACGGUCGCGUGCGUGCCCCUCCGCUCCAACACGCUCGGCCCGGAAGGCCACCUGCUGAUUGACGACACUCGCCAUGCCGACAAGACGGUCUACGAGAGCGACCCCAUGCAGGCCACCAAGAAGGACAUUUUUGGCUAUGGCUGCGUCGCAAAGGUCAGCGGCGUCCACGGCCGCAAGCAGGGCGAUCUGAGCCUGAUUGUCGAGGGGCUCGAGCGGGUGCAGAUUGUCGGGGUUGUCCAGGAGAGGCCGUACUUUGAGGGCGAGUUGGCGCCUGUUGAAGAAUACAUCGACAUUGGAAACGCAGACCUCCUGAACCAGUUCAACCUCCUCAAGCAGCUCUCGCGCGAGCUGCUCGCCCUGGUCCGGCUCUCCGCCAUCCUACCGCGCACCCCCCAAGUCACACUGUCACCGAUUGUCGCUCGGAGACUCGAAAUGUUCAUCACAAGAAAGGACCUGUCGGAUGCUGGCUUGCUGGCCGACUUCAUGGCCAAUGUGGUGGACAGUACACAUGAAGAGACGCUGCGCGUACUCGCAGCUGUCGACGUAAAGGACAGGGUCGAUAGAGUUAUUGAGAUUCUGCAAAGGCAAAUCACCAGCAUCCAAGGCAACACGCGCAUGACGGUUGCGACGGUACAGCCAUCGGGCGGCGCCUUGGACAUGGACACACUGCGAAAACUACAACAAGAAGUUCUCAAGAGGCGGAGCAAGAUGGGCGGGGUGCCCGCUGGCUUCCCCGGCGGUGGGCAGCAGCAGGCUGGUGAAGAGGAGCCCAAUGAGAUUGAUGAGCUGAAGAAGAGACUGGAAGACGCCAAGCUGUCGCCAGAAGCCAACAAGGCGGCACAGCGAGAAUUAUCAAGACUGCAGAAGAUGAACCCGGCACAGGCUGAGUACCAGGUAUGCCGCAACUAUCUCGAGAACCUUGCCGAAAUUCCUUGGACCAAGACAACCGUCGAUCAGCUUGAUGCAAACACGCUCGUGAGGGCCAAGAAGCAGCUGGACGACGACCACUACGGUUUGGAAAAGAUCAAGAAGAGGCUGCUCGAGUACCUGGCCGUGCUCAAGCUGAAGGAGCAGGCGAACAAGAGCAUUGAUGACCAGAUCCGGUCCCUGACCGAGGCGCCCAAUGACGGGGAAGCCAAGCAACAAGACCCGGAAGAGAAGGCCCCCAAGGAACCGUCCGAGACGGAGCUGCGGCUGCUGGAGAAGAAGCGCAUGGUCGACAAGUCGCCGAUCAUGCUUCUUGUCGGGCCCCCUGGCACCGGAAAGACAUCACUGGCCAAGUCGAUUGCCACGGCGCUUGGCCGCAAGUUCCACCGCAUCUCCCUCGGUGGUGUUCGUGACGAGGCAGAGAUCCGUGGUCACCGUCGGACCUAUGUCGCAGCCAUGCCUGGUCUAAUUGUCAGCGGACUGAAGAAGGUCGGUGUUGCGAACCCCGUCUUCCUGCUUGACGAGAUCGACAAGCUCGGCAUGUCCAACCACAACGGCGACCCUGGCGCUGCUAUGCUCGAAGUGCUCGACCCGGAGCAGAACCACAACUUUACCGACCACUACGUCAAUAUCCCCAUCGACCUGUCCAAGGUUCUCUUUAUUGCCACGGCCAACUCGCUCGAUACCAUUCCACCUCCACUUCUCGACCGUAUGGAGACUAUUCAGCUGUCUGGCUAUACCACGCUUGAGAAGCGUCACAUUGCUGCUAGGCACCUGAUUCCCAAGCAAAUCACAUCCAACGGUCUGCACCCCGAUAAUCUCAAGAUACCCACCGAGGUGUUGGACAAAAUCAUUACAUCAUACACGCGCGAAUCCGGUGUCCGAAAUCUCGAACGGGAAAUUGGCUCCGUAUGCCGUGCCAAAGCUGUGGAGUACGCCACGGCCAAAGACACAAAUACACUUGCAGCCUAUUCUCCUGUCGUGACGCUUGAAGAUGUCGACUCGAGCCUAGGCAUUGAAAAGUUUGCUGAAGAACUCACGGAGCAGUCGUCUCGCCCUGGUGUUAUAACGGGCCUUGUUGCUUACUCGAGCGGCGGCCAGGGCUCCAUCCUCUUUAUUGAAAUCGCAGACAUGCCAGGCCAAGGGCGUGUCCAGCUCACGGGCAAACUAGGCGACGUGCUCAAGGAAAGCGUCGAAGUGGCCUUGACGUGGGUCAAAGCCCAUGCAUUCGAACUGGGCCUAAGCACGACGCACGACGAAGACAUUAUGAAGAACCGAAGCAUCCAUGUGCACUGCCCCAGCGGCGCCAUCCCCAAAGACGGGCCCUCUGCGGGCCUCGCCCACACCAUCGGCCUCAUUUCCCUCUUCUCAAACCAGCCCGUUCCACCUACGCUCGCCAUGACGGGCGAAAUCUCACUGCGCGGACGCGUGCUCCCUGUAGGCGGCAUCAAGGAGAAGCUCAUUGGUGCGCUGCGCGCCGGCGUCGAGCGAGUGCUGCUUCCCGAGGGCAACCGCAAAGACGCUCGCGACUUGCCCGACGAAGUUCUCCGCGGGCUCAAGAUUGAGUUUGUGGGACACAUCUGGGAGGCGCUAAGUCGAGUGUGGCCUGAGAGGUGGGAGGGUGAGGGUGCUCGUGGAUGGGAGAGUAGGUUGUAGACAUGUCAUGUAUUAGGUUGCAAAGUGAGUGUUUGAAGCAGGUAUAUGACACAAGACUGAUUUUGGGGGGGGGGGGAUGAUGUGGGCGUUAUGGCUGAUGCUUGGCUAUUAGCGUUGUUGUUAUUUUUCACUACCUCUACCUCUACCUCUACUACUACUGUAUGCUAUGUGUAGUUGGUCAAUAUAUCAUCAUCAUCAUCAU